Geodia barretti is the source of this 972-nucleotide messenger RNA. NCBI's taxonomy places the organism in Eukaryota, Metazoa, Porifera, Demospongiae, Tetractinellida, Geodiidae. The record is from the annotation of a GenBank genome assembly.
AUGCGUAACUCGGCUCCGGUGACGAUCGCGCCCACCGGAACGAUCAGCAUCAUCGCCGGGGCUUCCAGCGGGAUCGAGCCAUUGUUUGCCUUGUCCUUCGUCCGCAACGUGAUGGACAACACGCGACUGGUAGAGGGCAACGCCUACCUGGAAGCCGUGGCACGCCACGAAGGGUUCUACUCGCCGGAACUGAUGGAACAGCUGGCCAGCGUCGGAUCUCUGGACGAUUUGGACGUGCCCGACUGGGUCAAGAACGUGUUCCGGGUAUCCCACGACAUCGACCCCCGGUGGCACGUGCGGAUGCAAGCGUCCUUCCAGGAAUACACGGACAACGCGGUAUCCAAGACGAUCAACUUCCCUCACGACGCGGCGGUGGAAGACGUGGCGGAAGCCUACCGUUCCGCCUAUACCCUGGGGUGCAAGGGAAUCACGGUGUACCGCGACGGCAGCAAGGCGGAGCAGCUGGUAGCGGAUUUCGGCGUGAUGGGCGACCAGGAGCAGGCGGUGCAAAAGCUGUCUGCCGGCGUUCGCGAGGGUCUGGAUCACCAGACGCUGCUGGGCGUCACCGGCAGUGGCAAGACCUUCACCAUGGCGAACAUCGUGCAGGAGGUCCAGAAGCCCACCAUCGUCAUCGCGCACAAUAAGACGCUGGCGGCCCAGCUGGCGACGGAGUUCAAGGAAUUCUUCCCGCACAACGCCGUGGAAUACUUCGUCUCCUACUACGAUUACUACCAGCCGGAAGCGUACAUACCGCGCACCGACACCUACAUCGAGAAGGACAGCAGCGUCAACGAAGAGCUGGACAAGCUCCGGCUCGCGUCCACAACCUCGCUGCUGACGCGCCGGGAUACCCUGAUCGUGGCCUCGGUGUCGUGCAUCUACGGUCUGGGCGAUCCGUCGGACUAUUUCGAAAUGGUCGCGCACGUUGCAGUGGGCGAGGAAUACAACCGCGGGCGCUGCUGCGUCAGUUGA